UAACUCUAUUAAAUAUUUACAAUGUGAUCAAUUUGUUAUUAAACAAAGAAAGAACAUGUAUAAGUUAAAUAUCUUACUAUCUUUUUAUUAUUUUGCAACUGUUGCUGUCUUUGCUAAUGCACCUGUAAUGAGUGGUAAUUUUUGUAUAAUUCAUGAACCAGUUUUAAAGACCUUUUCUUACAACUUGACAAGUCUUUCAAAUCCUACGAAAGAUGUUACAUUGAGUUUUGAAGACCUAAAUGAAACUAUUCGACUACAAUUAUGUAUGCCGUUAAAACAAAAGUGCAAUGGAAAGGAUGGAUACGCCAUUUGUUUGACAAGAAAUAAAGAAGAGAAAGGAAUAGGGAAGACACCACCAAAAAUAAAUGCAGAAAAUGGAACAAUAAAGUUUAUAUUUACAGGGGACAGUUGUACAUCUAAACUUAAUUAUAUUGUACAUAUAAUCAUGAAAUGUGAUUACCAAGCUGGAAGCGAUUCUUUUCCUGAGAUAUAUCCUCAUGAUGCAAAUCAGUGUGAUUUAUACAUGAUAUGGAAAACUGCUCUAGCUUGUGGUCCUAGAGUUACACAGAAUUGUGCAGUAACAAAUAAUGGAUUGCAUUAUGAUCUAUCUCAUUUAACAAAAUAUUCAGAAAAUUAUGUUAUUCAUACGGGUAAUAAUACAUCUCCAAAAAUUAUAUUAAAUGUUUGCCAUUCCGUGAUAUUUGAAUACAAUGCUCUGUGUCAAACACGUACGGGAGCUUGUUUACGAGAUCCUUCAAAAUCUAGAUAUGUGACUUUGGGUAAUGUACAGAGUCCAUUAUCUAUCCAGGAAGAUGGGCACUUACAGCUUGUGUACGAACAAGGAGAUUUGUGUACAAAGCAUAUUUUAGAACCACAUAUUAAAACCACCAUUACUUUCAUAUGUGAUUUUAAAGCUUUGGAUACAAUUCCAGAGUAUGUGGGAGGAAGUGAAGAAUGUCAUUAUCGAAUAAUAUGGAAAACUGCAGAAGCAUGUAGUAUAGAAUCUUUGCGUAAUCAUAGUGCAAUAACUGCUGGAAAAUGUACAGUCAAUAAUCCUCUUACAAAUUUUACGUAUGAUUUACAAUCUUUAAUGAAUCAUGACUUUUAUGCUAACGCUCAAGAUGGAACAAAGUAUACAUUUGGAGUGUGUACACCACCUUCAAAUUCAAGCUGUGUAUCUGGAACAGGUGCUUGUUUGACUGAAAAUAGUACAUCUAUGGGAAUAGCAAAUACAAAUCUCAUGUGGGAAGAAGGUGGACCAUAUUUAAAUUACACGAAUGGAGCUGAUUGCGGAAAUAAACAACGCCGUUAUACGGUUAUUGCAUUUUUGUGUGGAGCAGAAGGAUCGCCGAAUAAACCACUUGUUAUGGAACAAAAUUCGUGUCAGUUAAUUAUACAUUGGAACACUAAUUUAGUUUGCGAGAAAAGGAUGAAGUGUACUACAGCUGACAGUGAGAUAAACUUAAGUUCAUUGAUAAGUUCUACCAGUAAUUACGUUGUGAAAGUGAAUAAAACGGAAUUUCAUAUAAAUAUAUGCAGACCAUUGGUUCCUAAACCAGGUUUAACAUGUACACAUGGCAGUGCAGUUUGCAAAGCUUCAUUAAAUGCGAAUAAUGAUUACAUAAACGAAGUCAGUUUAGGAUUUCCAAAGGAAAGGCCUAUAAUAAAUAGCGAUCGUAAAACAAUGUUACGAUACAUAGGUGGAUCACCUUGCCCUGAAAAUCCAAAUAAAUUAAUUUCUUCGAACUUCACAUUUCCAUGUGAUUAUAAAGACAAGGGAUCUCCAGAAUUCAAGGAAUACAAAGACUGUACUUACGUUUUUGAGUGGAAAACUAGCAUUACAUGUGGUGCUGUAAUGGGUUAUUUGAUUUCUCCCUGUAUUAUAAAAGAUCAAUUACUUUUACAUGAAUGUAAUUUGUCUUUAUUACACAAAAAUCAACAAGUGUAUUAUGUAAAAAACAAACAAGGAAAAACAUAUAGCAUAAAUAUAUGUGGAGGUCAAAAGCUUUGUAAUAAUUCUGCAAUAUGUCAAGAAAACAAUGCCUAUGGAUCAUUUAAAAACGUAUUUUUCGAUUAUGGUAGAAAUGUCAUAAGAUUACAAUAUUCGGAUGGUAGUAAAUGUGGAAACAGUUCCUAUGCUUCUGAAGUUCGAUUCAUAUGCAAUGAAUCCAUAGGUAUUGGUGUUCCAAAAUUGCUAUGGGAAUCAACGUGUAGUGCGGAAUUUGAAUGGUACACUAACGUUACUUGCACUUGGCAGUCGAAUACUUCACAGCCAACUGCUGCUUCAGAUAUACAUGAAAACGUUCAAGGCAUUUCUGCUAGUCAUACCGGUACGGUGGCAGGCAUCGUGUUAAGUAUUAUCGUUUGGGUAGUAGCAUUGCUUUAUUUUCGAGAUCCAGAUAAGCGAGCCUGUUUACGUUCUUGUUUCAACCCCUUUUCUUCGAGAAGAGGUAGUGGUCGUGUACAAUAUUGUAGGGUUGAUACAACGGAAGAGGCUCGCCUUCUUCUUGAUGAUCCUACACAAUGUCAGACAGAUAGUGAUGAUGAUAUGUUGAAUGCGUAGUUUGAUUCCCCUGCUUUCUUUAUGGUAUGUUCUCAAGCCUUGAACGGAAUAAGUAACAUUUACGAAAUGCAUAAAAGGGAGUAUUUCUGUCUCCUUGUUUAGCUUGCUACAAUAGACUGAUAAUUAUUUAAAAAUUUGUUACAGUAGUUAUGCUGCAUAAAACAUUGAAAAUAUUUAUAUACGUAUUAUACAGUAAUACGUGGUUUUUAUGCUGGUGACAUAGGGGAAAUAUUCAACGUCGAAUUUUACUUUGCUUGAUGUUCUUUUAUAAAAUGUUUGUUCCUCUGUGACUUAGCGGUUUGUCUAAAAUUGCAAAGAAAAUACAUAAUAAGAGGCUUUUUAAGAACUGAAGACUAUUUAGUUGAACAAUAUGAUAGAAGAAGUGCAGAAUAUAUUUAUUUUUUAAACUUUCUUAUUUUCUCUAUAUUUUAAACUUGGCUUUUACUUUUGAAUAACAAAAUAAUUUUGAAUUAAACUAAUGUAGUUCAUGUAUAUUACCAGUUGCAGUUUUUUUUUUCCAAUUAUCGCUACAAAUAAUAAAGUUAUAAAUUUGAAUACAUUUUAUAAACA
Molecule: messenger RNA, 3133 nt
Organism: Megachile rotundata (alfalfa leafcutting bee)
Lineage: Eukaryota; Metazoa; Arthropoda; Insecta; Hymenoptera; Megachilidae
Gene: Lerp
Product: lysosomal enzyme receptor protein
Biological process (GO): lysosomal transport
Cellular component (GO): trans-Golgi network
Molecular function (GO): D-mannose binding; signaling receptor activity
Source: RefSeq, a predicted model, not a curated record